Messenger RNA from Elgaria multicarinata webbii, 2546 nucleotides. RefSeq names its product glutaminyl-tRNA synthetase 1 (gene QARS1). Gene Ontology annotation, cellular component: cytoplasm; aminoacyl-tRNA synthetase multienzyme complex; cytosol. The transcript has 24 exons. The record is from RefSeq and is a predicted model, not a curated record. Bases 10 to 2346 code for a protein of 778 amino acids. Gene Ontology annotation, biological process: translation; glutaminyl-tRNA aminoacylation. Gene Ontology annotation, molecular function: ATP binding; glutamine-tRNA ligase activity. NCBI's taxonomy places the organism in Eukaryota, Metazoa, Chordata, Lepidosauria, Squamata, Anguidae.
UGCAGCAGCAUGGCGGCUGACGAAGCGGACGCGUUAAACCUGUUCGUUAGCAUCGGUCUUACCGAGAGCAAGGCUCGCGAGACCCUUCGGAACGAGGCGCUCACCGCGUUGCUCCGCGAGGCAGUCAAACAGGCUCAGAGGAUCCUUGGCUCAGCGGUUGACAAGACAGUCGGCACUCUGUUAUAUAAUGUGGCUUCGCGGCUUAAGGACCCAAAGAAUCUCAGCUUCCUCGUGGAGUACAUCGCUACCAAGAAGAUUGCUACAGAUCUCCAGCUCAAUGCUGCUCUGGAAUACAUUAAAAACCACCCUGGGGAUCCCAUUGAUGCAGCAGACUUUGACAGAGAAUGUGGUAUUGGCGUGAUUGUAACACCAGAACAGAUCGAAGAAGCGGUGGAAGCUGCUAUCAGCAGGCACAGCGCCCAGCUCCUUUCAGAGCGUUAUCGCUUCAGCACGGGGAUUCUGAUGGGGGAGGCACGGAGCAAGCUGAAAUGGGCAGAUGGCAAAAUCAUUAAGAACGAGGUGGACCUGCAGGUGCUCCAUUUACUGGGCCCAAAGACAGAAGCUGAUCUGGAAAAGAAACCUAAGGCCCCAAAGCCUCGCGCUGCUGAGCCCGACAAGAAGGGGAAGGCAGCUGUGGUGGAAAACGGUGAUGUGUACCAAGAGACAAAAUCCCUCAUGGAGCAGCUGAGGGGCGAAGCGCUCAAAUUCCAUAAGCCAGGUGAGAACUACAAAACGGAAGGCUACGUUGUGACGCCCAACACCAUGAACCUCCUGAAGCAACAUCUGGAGCUCACCGGCGGACAGGUGCGCACACGAUUCCCUCCUGAACCCAAUGGCAUCCUGCACAUCGGUCACGCCAAAGCCAUCAAUUUCAACUUCGGCUUCGCCAAGGCAAAUGGCGGGAUUUGUUUCCUGCGCUACGAUGACACAAAUCCUGAAAAGGAGGAGGAGAAGUACUUUACGGCCAUCCGUGACAUUGUGGAGUGGUUAGGGUACACCCCUUAUGCGGUGACGCACGCCUCCGACUACUUCGACCAGUUGUACACCUGGGCUGUGGAUCUCAUCCGGAGGGGCCAUGCUUACGUUUGCCACCAGAAGGUGGAAGAAAUCAAAGGACACAACCCACCCCCUUCCCCGUGGAGGGACCGGCCGGUCGAGGAGUCGCUCCUGCUUUUUGAGGACAUGCGCAAGGGAAAGUUUGGGGAGGGCGAGGCCACGCUGCGCAUGAAGAUGGUGAUGGAGGAUGGGAAGAUGGACCCCGUGGCUUAUCGCAUCAAGUACACACCGCACCACCGCACUGGGGAUAAAUGGUGCAUCUACCCCACCUAUGACUACACACACUGCCUCUGCGACUCCCUGGAGCACAUCACACACUCGCUCUGCACCAAAGAAUUCCAGGCCAGACGCUCCUCCUAUUUCUGGCUGUGCAACGCCCUGGACGUGUAUUGCCCUGUGCAGUGGGAGUACGGGCGCCUCAACCUCCUCUACACGGUGGUCUCCAAACGGAAGAUCAUUCGCCUGGUCGAAACAGGGGCGGUCAGGGACUGGGACGACCCGCGGCUUUUCACACUGACGGCUCUACGGCGCCGAGGCUUUCCCUCAGAAGCAAUCAACAACUUUUGCGCUCGGGUGGGCGUGACGGUUGCCCAGUGCACCAUGGAGCCCCACAUGCUGGAGGCCUGUGUGCGGGACGUGCUGAACGAACAGGCACCUCGCGUCAUGGCUGUCCUGGAGCCGCUGCGGGUGACCAUCACCAACUUCCCUGCACUGCACAAAACCGUAGAAGUCCUUGUCCCCAAUUUCCCUGCGGAUGAGACCAAAGGCGUCCACAAAGUCCCCUUCCAGGCGACCGUCUAUAUUGAACACAGCGACUUCCGGGAGGUUCCAGAAAAAGGCUACAAGCGCCUGGCGCCCGGGCAGCCAGUGGGUUUGAGGCACGCAGGCUACGUCAUUGCAGUCCAGAACGUCAUUAAGGAUACUGAUGGACGUGUGCGAGAGCUAGAAGUCACCUGCACAAAGUCGGAGGCAGCGGAGAAGCCCAAGGCCUUCAUCCACUGGGUGUCAGAUCCUCUUGGGUGUGAGGUUCGACAGUACGAGCGGCUGUUCCUGCACAAGAAUCCUGAAGACUCCACAGAAGUGCCAGGGGGCUUCCUGAGUGACGUCAACCCUGACUCACUCCAUGUGAUUGAGGAGGCUCUGGUGGACAGAUCUGUGUGUGGGGCCAAGCCCUUUGCCAAAUUCCAGUUUGAGCGGCUUGGCUAUUUCUCAGUGGAUCCCGACAGCACAGAUGCAAAGCUUGUGUUCAAUCGGACAGUGACCCUGAAGGAGGAUCCCGGGAAGGUGUGAUGAAACGUCCAUUACAAUUUCUACUUGCGCACAAACGUCCUCAGGAGUUACUUCCUCCUCUUCCUCCCCUGCAUGGCCAGGGGUGAUAGUGGCGUGUAGGACCAGCACCAUUGUCUGCUCUAGUGCCACAGUUGCCUUAACAUGCUUCCUGGGUACAGACCCAUCACAUCAAUAAAAAAAGGAGCCUCCGUAUAUUUUCA